AAUCACUACAGGGGCAAUAGAAUUGCUUCCUCAUCUCUAUCCAUAUCUAUGAUAAGAAUAAUUUUGAAAGGUUGUCAGGGUUGUCAACUUAUGCAAGAAUCUCAUAUAUAUUAUUAACUUUUCAGAUACCCAUAUCAUCAAAUUCCAAUUUUAUAGAAUAAUCAAGGACUUAGCUUUUGGGAGAUUUUAAAGUUGAUCAAUUUCUCUUAUUUUCUUGUGUAUUUGUAUUUUAAAUUCUCUAGGGCUUUGGUUAUAUCACUAUACAUUUUCUUCCCUUAUCCAUCUUAGGAAUAAUCAAAAAUUUUACAAUGAGAUUGUACAUUAAUAUUCAUAGCUUAACUCUGAAGUUUUUAGAGAAUAUCUUGGAGAGAGAGAGGCAGAAAUAUGCACAUCCACAAACUCAUGUUGUUUCUGUUAAUAAAUCUACAAAAUUCUUAGCAGUAAUUCCUGUGUCCAGCUUUCGUCUCUGUGUUGGUUAGUGUUUUUUGUGUUUCUUCUCGUGUAAUUUGGGUGGUUUUGUUUUCAUAAGGUGUUCAUUUAGAAAACGAAACGGAGUUCAUUUUCUCUUGGGAGUUGUGAUUCUUUUGUGUAAAAACAGAAGUUAACUGGUUUCAGUGAUUCUUUUGUUGGCUGUUGUACUGUUUGGUUCAGUAGUGACGGUUUUGAUAGGCUGUAAAUGAACACUCAGAAGAUUGAAUACCAAGAACAGAACUAUGGAUCGUUAAACGAUAAUCCUUGUAACUUACCCAAUAAUUCUUUAGAGAAAUUUGGUUCUUUUCGAGAGUCUGGAGAAAUGGGUAUGUCUUUUCAGUCUCCAUUACCAGUCUCAGAAAUAAGUUUGCAGCUUCCAAACGUCACUCCGGCUUAUACUGCUAAUUCGACCAAUUCAAUUUCGGGUCGUUCUGGAUCCGUAUCUUCUGUUUUUUAUGCAAACGAGUGUUAUAUGAACUUUCCACAGCAUGAAUAUCAAUAUGGUACUCUUCCUAUGGUUUCUCAGUUACCUCAGAAUCAUAAUCCAGAUACCUCAUAUCAAUCUUCAGAAGAACCAUACUCAGUUCGUUUGACAAAGCAAGAUGAUAUUGAUCUUCAUUCAUUAGAUACUUUGCAAUCUGUUGUGAAACGUCGUUUAUGUAGCAAUCAAACUCAAAGUUCUAGACCCUAUGUAAAUUCCUACCAGAUUCUUCAAAACGAUUCAUUGGGUUACAGAAACAAUGGAAGCUACCCCUUAAUUUCUAUUGAGGGGGAUCAGAAUUCUAGAAAUUUUCUUUUCCAUCAGGAUAAGCUAUCUCAAAGUUCCUGUUCUUCUGGAUUUGCUCCUGUUUCACCUGGUGUUGCAAUCUCGGUUAAAACGCGAAUUCGAUGGACUCAAGAUCUUCAUGAGAAAUUUGUUGGAUGUGUAAAUCAACUUGGUGGAUCUGAAAAAGCAACUCCCAAAGGAAUCCUGAAGUUGAUGCAGUCAGAGGGGUUGACCAUCUUCCAUGUGAAAAGCCAUUUGCAGAAAUAUCGAACUGCCAAGUACAUGCCAGAAUCUGGUGACGGAAAAGCUGAUAGGAGAACUUCUCUGGAUGACCCUGCUCCGCUUGACCCCAAAACGGGCUUGCAAAUAACGGAGGCCUUACGAUUGCAACUCGAUGUUCAAAGGCGUCUUCAUGAGCAGUUAGAGAUUCAACGAAAUCUUCAAUUGCGAAUUGAAGAACAAGGAAAGCAACUAAAGAAGAUGUUCGACGAGCAACAGAAAAAGAAGAAGACCCUAUUUGAUAUUCAGAACUUGGACAUCAUGCUCACCGAGGAAGAAGAAGCCAGUACUGUUGAAGAUGUUCAGGUUCUCUGCACAGGAGAAGGACCAAAUACCCUUUUUGAUUCCAAAAUAAGCUAGAUUUUCAAAUUCAUGUACAAAAUUUGGGUUCUUUAAAUAUAAAUACAGAAAUGAUGAAGCUGUACAUUAAAAAUAUCAGGUACAUUUGUUAAAGCUCAGUUAAUACAACAACAAAGUUGAUUGUUAA
Molecule: messenger RNA, 2003 nt
Organism: Papaver somniferum (opium poppy)
Lineage: Eukaryota; Viridiplantae; Streptophyta; Magnoliopsida; Ranunculales; Papaveraceae
Exons: 7
Coding region: 677-1876 (399 amino acids)
Molecular function (GO): DNA-binding transcription factor activity; DNA binding
Source: RefSeq, a predicted model, not a curated record